This is a messenger RNA of Cornus florida, 495 nucleotides long. RefSeq lists its product as uncharacterized. Bases 1 to 495 code for a protein of 164 amino acids. Lineage: Eukaryota; Viridiplantae; Streptophyta; Magnoliopsida; Cornales; Cornaceae. The transcript is spliced from 3 exons. The record is from RefSeq and is a predicted model, not a curated record.
AUGAAAGAUAUGACUAUGGCAGCUUCUGCUGCGAAGUUGGAUGCUUCAGAUUCAGAUGCUUUAAAUGCUACUGAAAUGUGCUAUUUCACCGACCCUGAAUCUGAUUACGAAGAUCUGAAUCGUCAAUAUAGUAAGACGCUAUCAGAUUAUAUGUUGUACCUUUUGGUCAUGCGGCCUGCAUUAAUGAAGUCUGCAGUAGCGAUUGAUGCGCAAAAGAGAUUCCACAUUAUGUUUGAGCAUGUCGAGCAUCUCAUGCAGCUGGAUGUUAAAGGAUGCAAGAGAUCUCGCAUUGAGUCUUCUCAAAUAAAUGAUAAGCCAAAAAGGUGGGAAAUGGUGGGCAAAGUGUGGGUGGAAAUGUUGCGCUUUGGAGCAAUUCAUUGCACAGGGCGUAGUCAUUCUCAGCCGCUCAGCAAGGGUGGAGAACUUAUUACUCUGGUUUCGUUGCUAAAUGCGCACUUUGGCUUAGGAUGGCAGUUCUCGAUAUCUAAGCUGUGA